AAGCUUUUAAAUAAUAAUUCCAAUUUCCAUGCACCUUUUUAAAAAUACAUCUUUGUUUUUACUGCCGAAAUCUGUUCAUAAUCUUAUAAUUCAUAAAUAAAUUUCCUUAAACUCUCCCUUUAUAACCUCUUAACAUCUUAACCUCACUUUAUUAUAAGAUUAUAAGCUUCUAAAAUGUUUGGUAUAAUAGCUUCAGGUCGGCUUGUACAAACGGAAUUUCAACAAAUAGAACAAACAAAAUUUAUAACCACAAUCGUUGAUGCCGAUAAUAUAAAUCACAUUGUGGUUUUUCUUACCGGUGUUAUGCCAUUUCCCGAAGGAGCCGCUGGUAUGGUGUAUUGGAGUUGGCCAGAUCCAAAUGCGCCUCCAAAUUGGCAACUUUUAGGUUAUAUUUCUAAUGAUAAACCUUCUGUAAUUUUUAAAGUAUCUAACUUUAAGAAAUUACAUGAAAUGGACGUCGGUAGUAACAUUGCUCCGUUUGGACAACAAGCUAUUUGUCAUAACGCACAAAUUGGAAUAUCUUUAGAGCCGAUAGUGAAUAUACAAAACGCCCAACCGGUUGAAAACGCCAAUACUUAUGCUACAUUCGCCCAAAAAAUGCUGGAUAACUUUACUAAUUACAUUUUAAGUUAUGGAGUAACUCAACAACAAAUGGUUCCAGAUCCUAAUACGACUUACGUUCCAUUACCAGCUAUACAAAAUUGGUUUACUAAUUUUCAAAGAAGACUAGCAAAUAAUCCCAAUUUUUGGAAAACAUGAAAACUUAGUUUUUAUAGAGCACUUUAUAUUGCAUUUUCAAAAUAAGCAUUAAAUCAUUUCACCUUCCGUUACUCUCAAUCUUUUGCACUACAAUUUCGCUUUAAAUAUCAACUUAUUUACAUGUUAUCAUAGGUAGUGUUUUUAAUUAUAAAAAUAAUAUUCUAUAUCAAUAAAUCAUAUAAUAAGCAUUAA
Onthophagus taurus is the source of this 951-nucleotide messenger RNA. RefSeq names its product protein OPI10 homolog. Gene Ontology annotation, molecular function: nuclear import signal receptor activity; Hsp70 protein binding. Gene Ontology annotation, cellular component: cytosol; nucleus. Gene Ontology annotation, biological process: protein import into nucleus. The record is from RefSeq and is a predicted model, not a curated record. Lineage: Eukaryota; Metazoa; Arthropoda; Insecta; Coleoptera; Scarabaeidae.